Molecule: messenger RNA, 1410 nt
Organism: Adineta ricciae
Lineage: Eukaryota; Metazoa; Rotifera; Eurotatoria; Adinetida; Adinetidae
Source: the annotation of a GenBank genome assembly
AUGGAUUUCAAUGUAACAACAAUGCCGAUAGACGCCUCGACGACCACAACAAUGACUACUACUCAAUUAACUGCAAAUCUUUCGACAACAACACACAUUGUUUAUGAUGAUCGUCUGUUCUUGCAUACAGUCGCUUGUCAAGCGAUCGCUGGUGCCUUUACAUGGACAGCUAUUUUUAUAACCAUUCAUCAUAUUUACCUUCAUUUACGUCAUUACAAUGUUCCAUCGGAACAAAAAUGGAUCGUUCGAUUGUUAUUCAUCGUUCCUAUUUAUUCGUUUGUGUCAUGGCUUAGUUUAAUACUUUUUACCAAAGACUCUUAUUAUGUCUAUUUUCAUGCCAUUCGAGACUGUUAUGAAGCUUUUGUCAUCUACAGCUUUCUCGCCCUUUGUUAUGAAUAUCUGGGCGGUGAAGGCGCUAUCAUGGCCGAAAUUCGUGGAAAAUAUAUCCAACGAAGCUGGUGGACGUGCACGUGCUGUUUAUCUAAUCAGGAGUAUACCAUUACUUUCCUUCGAUUUUGCAAACAAGCUACACUUCAAUUCUGUUUGGUUAAACCCCUCAUGUCUAUAGUUACACUUGUUUUGCAAGCAUUUGAUAAAUACAAAGAUGGAGAUUUUUCCGUGACAGGUGGUUAUCUUUACUUAACGUUGAUUUACAAUGUCUCAGUAUCUGUUGCGCUGUAUGGAUUGUUCUUGUUCUAUGCGGCAACGAAACAUAUCUUAGCUAAAUAUGAACCUGUUUUGAAGUUUUUAACCGUUAAAUCAGUUAUUUUUUUAACCUUUUGGCAAGGUGUUCUCUUGGCUAUUUUCGAACAAGUGGGCAUCAUACAAGCAUUUCAAGGAAAAACAAAUUUAAGUGUUGGCUCAGUUGCUGCUGGUUGGCAAAGUUUUUUCAUUUGUAUUGAAAUGUGUCUGGCUUCAAUUGCACUACGAUUUGCUUUCCCUCAUCAACCCUACAUCAUUCGUGACAACUAUCUCCCAACAGUAACAACCACUGUUGGUUCUCGAGACUCAACUGGUCCUAAUGGACGUAUCGUUACAAUGCAAAGCAUAUCGAAUAAUCUCAAAGAAACAAUGAAUCCCAAAGAUAUUAUGCAUGAUGCUAUUCAUAAUUUUCAUCCACAAUAUCGCGAUUAUACACAAUACAAUGCACAUGCAACACAUCUGGAUACCGAAUUACCUUCUGUGAUUUUUCAGCUUCCUCGGACAACCGAAGAUCGACCAUCCGUGACUUCACCUACAAACACUAAUCAAUUUACCACACAGAAUGACGGACCGGCAACACUACCUAUCGAUGCGCCCAUGCAUACUCAAACUCACAUUCUGCAAAACUUCCCGAAUAAAUUAUUACCGAAGUCGUUAACUAAAAAAGAUGCGGAAAAAGAUAUGCUAUUAAUUAAUGAUGAUAUUUAA